AUGGGUGAUAGAAGAAGGCGUAGUAUGGCAAUGCAGAUGGCACAAUACCAAGCAAGGAUGGAGAUUGAGGAUGCAGAAUUGUUCAAUGCUGAAGUUGAACUAUUCAACUCGUUUAUGCAAUCUGAGCACAAUGGCGAAUCUAGCCAUCGUGGUUCUGUCACGGGGCGUUCAUAUGUGCAGCGUGAUAGAGAAGAGUGUCAUGAUCGAAUGAUGAAAGAUUAUUUCAUCGAGCGUCCGAGAUUUCAUGCUCAUGAUUUUCGGAGGCGGUUUCGGAUGAGGAGAGAGCUUUUUGAAAGCAUCUUGAAUGCAGUUGUCAAUCAUGACCAAUACUUUGAACGGAGGGUAGAUGCCACCGGCCGACAAGGUCUAUCACCUCAUCAGAAGCUCACAUCUGCUUUUCGCAUGCUAGCUAAUGGAUGCUCUGCAGACUCAACUGACGAGUAUUGCCGCCUUGCAGAAAGUACUGCUAUUGAGAACCUGAAGCGCUUCUGUAAGGCAAUUGAAGGCAUAUAUGGAGCCACAUACCUCCGCAACCCAAAUCGUGCAGACUUGAAGAGGCUUCUACGCAAGGCAGAAAAAAGAGGCUUCCCUGGCAUGAUAGGAAGUCUCGAUUGUAUGCAUUGGGAGUGGCAUAAUUAG
Pyrus x bretschneideri (Chinese white pear) is the source of this 639-nucleotide messenger RNA. RefSeq lists its product as uncharacterized. Bases 1 to 639 code for a protein of 212 amino acids. Lineage: Eukaryota; Viridiplantae; Streptophyta; Magnoliopsida; Rosales; Rosaceae. The record is from RefSeq and is a predicted model, not a curated record. The transcript has a single exon.